Salvelinus namaycush (lake trout) is the source of this 1868-nucleotide messenger RNA. RefSeq names its product caspase 3, apoptosis-related cysteine peptidase a (gene casp3a). Gene Ontology annotation, biological process: erythrocyte differentiation; proteolysis; positive regulation of apoptotic process. Gene Ontology annotation, cellular component: cytoplasm. The transcript has 6 exons. NCBI's taxonomy places the organism in Eukaryota, Metazoa, Chordata, Actinopteri, Salmoniformes, Salmonidae. The coding region runs from base 164 to 1018 and encodes 284 amino acids. The record is from RefSeq and is a predicted model, not a curated record.
UGGUUGCUAACUGUUGUUUGUAACAAAGAACUAUAGGAAGACAUGCGCAUACAAUAUAUCGGCUUGAUAUAAGGGUGGCAAUUUGCACGGUCUGACCAAAACUUUACUACCAACAUUUUUAUAUAGUCACUGACAUUUGUUUGAAAUCGAUUCGCAGAAUACCAUGGCAGCAGCAAACGAUUUGAGUGCUGGGGACUGCGUUGACGCUAGGCGGGGCGAUGGACAAGAGUCAGAGGGCCCCUGUGGUGGCUCUGGGUCUAUGCAGGUGGUUGCCAAGCCUCAGUCCCAUAGCUUCAGGUACAGCCUCCGCUACCCCAGCAUUGGCCAGUGUAUCAUCAUUAACAACAAGAACUUUGACAGAAGAACAGGUAUGAAUGUACGCAAUGGCACAGAUGUGGAUGCAGGCAACGUGAUGAAGGUGUUUGGGAAACUGGGUUAUAAGGUGAAGGUUUACAAUGACCAGACAGUGGACCAGAUCAAGCAUGUUUUAACCACAGCCUCCAAGGAGGACCACAGUUGCUCCGCUUCGUUCGUGUGUUGCCUGCUGAGUCACGGGGAUGAUGGCGUGUUCUUCGGGACGGAUGCCUCCAUCGAGCUCAAGAGCCUCACCAGCCUGUUCCGGGGCGACCGCUGCAACUCGCUGGUGGGCAAGCCCAAACUCUUCUUCAUCCAGGCUUGCAGAGGUACUGAUCUGGACAGGGGCAUCGAGGCAGACAGCAGUUCAGAUGGGAGUUCGACCAGGAUCCCUGUGGAAGCAGACUUCCUCUAUGCCUACUCCACAGCUCCAGGCUACUACUCAUGGAGGAACACUCAGACUGGCUCCUGGUUUAUUCAAUCUCUGUGUGAGAUGAUUGGCAAGUACAGCAAAGAGCUGGAGGUCCAACACAUCCUGACCCGGGUCAACCACAAGGUGGCGACAGAGUUUGAAUCUGCGUCAAACUCUCCCGGCUUCGAUGCCAAGAAGCAGAUCCCCUGCAUUGUAUCAAUGCUGACCAAAGAGAUGUACUUUACACCCUGAAAGGAGAAAGGUGUGAAGAAGCUCCUCAUUUGCCUGGUCCCAGAUCGGUUUUAGCUGUCUCGCCAACUCCUAUGGUCACUGUUAUAGGAGUUGGCAAGAGAGGAAAAACAGACCUGGUACCAGGUAAAUGAGGAGCUUCUUCACACCUUUGUGAGGGCAAUAGAUGUGUGUUUGUUUUGGUUGUGGAUUGUAUUAGCUGAAUUUUUAACACCACUGCUCAAUCGCUCAAGUUGGACUUGGUUUAAACUUGUAGGCUUAAGUAUCACAUUUUAUGUUGGAGGUUGAAACCUCUGUCAUGCUUUCAGCCUGAUGUCAUGCACAGAGAAGUUGACUCUUCUUCAGGGUAGAGGUCAGUUCACGUUUCAAUUCCAUCAACUGAGUAAGUGUGAAAUCCUAAUUGUAAAUGUUAAAUUUAAAUAACUUCCUAAAUGCACUGAUUGAUUUCAAAGUUGAAUUGACCCCAACCCUGUUUCUUACUGAAUGAUCCCUUGUGUGUAACGUUUUGGGAGUAGAUUGCAGGGGUAGUGUGUAGUAAUCAAAUCAUGGAUGUGCAACUCAUCUACAAGCACCAGCAUUUCUCCCUCAUUUUACUCAUACUGUUUUCUUUAAACAUUUUCUUUGAUUAUUUUUACAAUGUCUAGAACCACACAUUUUGUUGGAUACUUGAAUGAGUAGUCAAAGUGCAUUUCUGAAGGGAUUAUGUUGCAUUUGUCUUUUGUGUGGGUUUAAAUUGUUGAUUUUUUUUUAAUUGCAGGAUAUUGUGUAGGUCCGUUUUAUAGUUAUUCUGUGAAAAAAAACAAUCCUGUUAAAUUAAUUCUGCAGAAAUAAGGCUUGCUUGCCCUUCCGCCUU